Aphis gossypii (cotton aphid) is the source of this 2131-nucleotide messenger RNA. RefSeq names its product protein PF3D7_1417600-like. Bases 1357 to 2064 code for a protein of 235 amino acids. Lineage: Eukaryota; Metazoa; Arthropoda; Insecta; Hemiptera; Aphididae. The transcript has 9 exons. The record is from RefSeq and is a predicted model, not a curated record.
GUGCAUUUUGAAGAACAUGACAUCUCUUAGAUGUCAAUUUUGUACUUCGUAUUAACUCCACUAAUAAAUGUAUACUAGAAGUAAAUUAGUGGUUACAAACUUACAUUAUGGUUUUCCUAAUCAUUAUACAUCUCUAGGACGAGUUCAGUAAGUUGUGUAUAAGAGGUUCAACAUAAAUGUUACAUAAACGUCAACCUUAAUAAUAUUAUUAACCUCUCCAUGAUGUCUCAUGAUAGGUUUAUUGCGAUAAUAGAUAUGACCAUAAUAUAUAUAUAUAUACUAUAAUUUAAUAUAAAUAAUAUGUUCUAUAAAUAAUUUAUGGCUGGAUAAUACGUCGCAUAGACUUCACAAUGUGCUAUGCAGUAACGCACUUCCGCCGAGUGCCGACCGCCACGGUGCGCCGCAGUUUAUCGAUACGCGCGCUUUUAUUAUUAUUUUAUUAUUAUUGUGUCUCAGCAGUCUCAUGAUAUAAUUUACUCAUCUCUCUAUACAAAAAAAUUUUCAACACGCGCGGAGUUGCGGAGACAUUGAGAGUGCACGUGCACAUAUUUAAUUACAGCCAUUGCAGGUUUUACGACUUCAUCGAUAAAAUCGUCAAGACACAAUUAUAAUAAUGGCAGCUAUUCAAAAACUGCAGUGGCUUAUUGGAUAUUUCCGUGAAGAAAAUCAAUAUUCAGUUGUUCCAAACAAUUGGAUAAUCCAAAAAGAUGACAAUAAACUGUAUUGUAAAUGGCCUACAAAACAACGAGUUACACCUUCCAUGUUAUCUUAGCUUAUGAUUUAUUGACAGAUUACAUGUUAUAUCCAGUUGAAAUUCUUGAAAAUUAUGAUACAUAUAAUGCUGCUGCUAAACGAGAAAAGGAAAUUUUUUUGUCUGGUUCUGAAUCUGACAGGAGUUUAGGUCGGGGCAAACGCAUUAAAAAAACAAAAUCAAUUCAUCGAUCAUAGAGAUUCUGAAAGUGAUUCUGGUAGUAUUAAUGAUUCACCAUUAAAAGUGUAUGGCCAUGGGAAUAAGAUAUCUGAAGAAAAUUAAUACAUUCUCAAAAUAAACUUAAAAAAAUAAGUGCUCAAGAAUUUAAUUUAAGUUCAAAUGUAGUUUUACAAAAAAAAACAACUGAGGAGGUAUUCAUAUUAUCUCCUCCGAGUAAAUUAAAAAAAAUUGAUUCACAAGAAGUUAAUUAUUCAAGUCCAAAGAAUAACUUUAUUUUGAAUAAUCAAUGUUAUGAUGAUAAUAUUGUAACUUCUGCUGCAGUAUUUGAUACGCAUAAUAGUAUUUCUGCAGAAAAUAUUUCAAACAAAGUAACAGUUGAUAAAGUUAAACAGGCUUCUAAUUUCCGCAGACCUUUGUUUAAUGCUAUGAUGGCAUAUAACAAUAAUUAUGAAAAUAUAGAAAGCAGUAUAUUUAAUGACAAUUAUGGAAAUCAAGAUGAUAUAAAUAACACUUCAUUAAAUAUUGAUGUUGAAGUAUUACCUCCUGUUAAAACUUCUAGUAUGAGUAACAAUUUAGUUGCUUGCUUAGACAACAAUGAAAUAGACAAAAGUAACAUAUCACAAAUGUUAGUUUUAUUAAAAAACAUAGUAGAAGAUAAUGUUACAACUAUUGCUUAUAUGAAAAGAUUAGAUGGAAGAUUAGACAAAAUUGAAAAGGCAAUGAGGGAUGUGACCUAUGGUCGUAAUAAUGUUAAUCAAUUAGAUGAUGACUUUUUAACACUAUUUCCCAUACCUGAUAUUGACUGUUUAAAAAAUAUUGAAGAAAAAAUUAAAAAUGAUGAAGAAUUUAAACUAAAAUUGAAUAACUUGGUUAUGUCAAUUGAUGGCACAGAUGUGAAAAAUUUUGUAAAACGUACAGCUAUACGUUUAUUUAGUAAUGAUUUAUCUUCUAAGUGUUCUUGGUAUGGUCAUAAAAAUAAUUUUAAACUUCAAAAUCUUGGAAUUAUUAAUAUAAUGAAAGAAAUAUCAAAACAUUAUUUUAAAAAUACAGAUAUUGUUUUUGAGACUAAUAUCAAAGAAUGGUUUAGACAUGGUGCCCAGCGGGUUCAACGUGAUAAUAAAAAUCAUAAUUAGCUUAUAGAUUAUGUUUAGAAGAGAUUUGUAAUUAACAAAAUUACAAAUUGCAUAUGUAUUAUACUAG